This is a messenger RNA of Trichobilharzia szidati, 1952 nucleotides long. The record is from the annotation of a GenBank genome assembly. NCBI's taxonomy places the organism in Eukaryota, Metazoa, Platyhelminthes, Trematoda, Strigeidida, Schistosomatidae.
UUUGGUUAUACGUAUGGCGGUUAGUGGAAUUGUGACCUUGAAAGGUAAUUAUUCGGAGCUGUGUAAUACAUAGCUAACAUACGCCAGCAAAUACGUACAGUUCUUAUUCAAGUUCUCUUAAAGUACGUAACGCACUGCAAACACGGAAUUAUUUCUUCCAAUAAUUAUUCAAACAACAAUAAUGUGCAUCUUCUGGUCUCUUUUCACACUGACCUUCUUAUUCAGUUGUGUCCUUACGUCACAAACUACUUUGAAUGUUACUGUCAACCAGAAUCCAGGCUGUAAUCUUGGAGAUAAAUGUAAAAUAUAUAAUGUUAUGUACAUCAAUGCUCGAAAUACUACAUCCUCUGUACAUAUAUUUAUCACAGCAUCAAAACGUUUCACGUUUCCAUCAGUUUUAAUUGUUCACAGUUCUCUAUCUGAGGCAAAACCAAAUAUUGACUGGAAUAAAUUGGAUGCAACUUCGGGAGAGAGAUUAAGUAUAGACAAUGUGACUCAAUCAUAUGCCUUAGUGUUUUAUAAGAUGCUUGAAUAUAAUGAUCUCUCUGAUAGUGUUAAUAUGUCUGCAUAUAAGAAUGAUUCUGAUCAAAUAUUAUUUCAUCCAUUGAAUGAAUACAACUGGGAGUUUAACACCUUAACUACCGUGAAUAAUUUAUAUGAAAUUACAUAUAAUGGAAGUAAUAGUAAAAUGAAUCCAAAUGGUGGACAAAUUAAUCUGAAAUUUCGUAUAAGUACUACAACAGAACGAAGUGAAAAAAUGCCACAUUUAUUAUUCCUGCCUGGUUUAAUUGUACAGCACGAUGUUGUCUUCAAUAAUCUUACAAGUCACUUCAAUCAAAGUCGUUUCAGUCUACAAUUAGUUAUGAUAUCAAGUGUAGCUUUAGAGAAAACAGAAGAAUUUCGUCGACACACGCUGUUUAGCAUUGAUGAUGAAGUGACACCGGGAAAUUUUGAGACGAUUAAUUUACUAUUGAAUGAACCAGUUUCACGAAUGAAUACAACUAUGAAUUCUACUACUCAACCGACGGUGAAGAAGCCCACUCAUCAUCAACGCCCAUUGCAUCAUCCCGCAGCUUUUAUGCAAACAAAACCAUUGUGCUUCAUCGAUGAUGAAUUAAGAACAGUACAGAAUAGUCGUAAUAUUUAUGUAGCUAAACAUCAAGAUAAUUUAAUGCCAGAGGAUAUAUCAAAUCUUAGCAAUGCAUUUCCAUCCGUAUUCUAUGCUGAUCGUCUACGUCCGGAUAGUAAGCUAUCAUCACCGCAUGUUGGUAUGCGUAUGCUGAAUAUCUCAUUUGGUUCACCAAUGGAUGGAUUCUAUGCUAAUUCGAAGUAUAUUGUUUGGACUGCCUCAUUUGGAUUAGGCGAUGCUCCAGCCGAUAGUCUCUCUUCUCUACUCAUCGGUUUAAUUAUCUUUUCAACAGUAAUUGUUUUAUGCUCAGUUAUUGUUGGCAGUGUUCUCACAGUUGUGAUGCGUCGACGUGUUAGAAGACAGAACAAUUUUAGGCAAUUUGUCAAUGAUCCUGUGGCAUAGAAGAUGAAACAACAACAAGAACAAACAAAUCACCACUACUGCUGUUUUGUUUUUGAAAUAAUAUCCACAUAACCUUUUUGUUCUCUCCCCCCCCACCUGAUUUUUUCUGUUCAACGUGAAAAACAUCUACGAAAUACACGAAAAAUUAUCCCCAAUUUAUUUACAUUCCAUUGAUUGAUUUAUGUUUGUGUGUGUGAGUGUGUGUUGUACUAUACUACCUCACACACACACGCAUGCAUACACACACACCCCUCUCAUAAAUACAUUUAUUGAUUUUUGUAAUAUUUACUUUUUCUUUUGAUUUUUUUUUCUCUCGCUGACGAAAACUUGUGCCUUGUAUUAUUAUUAUUAUCAUUAUUAUUACUAUUAUUUCCGAUCCUUCUUUUUCGGUUAAAAGUACACUUGUUACUAUCAAUUAUCA